Pollicipes pollicipes is the source of this 5061-nucleotide messenger RNA. Its product is annotated as collagen alpha-2(IV) chain. The coding region runs from base 149 to 4246 and encodes 1365 amino acids. The record is from RefSeq and is a predicted model, not a curated record. The transcript is spliced from 18 exons. Gene Ontology annotation, molecular function: extracellular matrix structural constituent. Gene Ontology annotation, cellular component: collagen trimer; extracellular matrix. NCBI's taxonomy places the organism in Eukaryota, Metazoa, Arthropoda, Thecostraca, Pollicipedomorpha, Pollicipedidae.
GGGCGCGCGUGCCGACGGCGGGACCACCGGGAGCCGCCACUCGCCAGGCAGGAGACGCGCGAUCAGCCGGUCGCAGCGUCGCCCCACGCUCGCAGCCGGCCCGGACCGGCAUGUGCUAGUGCGGCGAACGGACAGCCCGAACUUCAGCAUGGGAGGCGUUCGGUUACCCUCCCUCGCGCUGGGAGUGUCCGCACUGUUCGCGCUGCUCUGCUCAACAACACUCGCUGACCCGCAGGUCGAUUACUCGCGGCCAGCGCCGGUGGACGGCCGGGGCGACAACUUCGGCUAUGGCUUCUACCAGACCCGCGACGGCCAGACGGACGUAGAGCCACGGCCGCCGGGCGCCGCGCAGAAGUGUGGCGCCGGCGGCUGCGGCGCCGGUGGCUGCAAAUGCGUCGGCGAAAAGGGCAGCAGGGGCGCCCCUGGCUCCCAGGGACCGGCUGGCGUCAAAGGCCAGCAGGGCUUCCCCGGCAUGGAGGGCCUGCCCGGACCGAAGGGCCUGAAGGGCGACGGCGGUCCGCAGGGGCCCAGAGGCCUGGUCGGAGACCGGGGCAAGAUGGGCAUGCCGGGCUUCCCCGGCAUCAACGGUAUCCCGGGCCUGCCGGGUCCCGCCGGACCGCGCGGGUUCCCCGGACUGGACGGCUGCAACGGCACUGACGGAUCUCCCGGCGCACCGGGCACCGCCGGCCCGAUCGGCCCGCCCGGCUUCCCUGGUAUACCGGGCACCAAAGGUGAGCCGCGUCCCCUAGCCGGUCACAGGGCACCGGGUCACCGAACCACAUCCGAGUCGGCGCCGACGAGUGCCCCCAGGGCGAGUACGGUGGCCAAGGGCCUCCGGACCUGGACUCCGUCCCUGACCGCACUGUGUCCCCAGGGCGAGUACGGUGACCAAGGGCCGCCUGGUCCGGAUGGUGUGGACGGCUUGGCGGGCCGGCCCGGCCUGGACGCCGACCGCAGCCUCCUGCCGCAGCUAGUCGGAGACAAGGGCUUAGAGGGCUUCCGCGGUCAGAUCGGAGAGGAGGGCGACGAGGGCCUAGUCGGCGAGCCCGGCGACUCCAACCUGCCCGUGCGCAUCGGCGAAACGGGCGAGGACGGCGACGUCGGCCGGCCUGGUUUGCCGGGGCUGAAGGGUCAGCCAGGGUUCGCCGGCGACCCAGGCGUGCCCGGCCUGCGCGGCCUGCCCGGCUUCCCUGGCCGAUCCCUGCGCGGCGCGGACGGCCUCAAGGGCUACCCGGGCCUCAGUGGCGACGCGGGUCCGACCGGCGCCCCGGGCCGCCCCGGCGCGCCCGGCCGCCAGGGCCUCGACGGCCUGCCGGGUCGCAAGGGCGAGCAGGGCGAAGACGGCCGACCGAUCCUGCCGGGCUCACCCGGUUUCAAUGGAGCGCCCGGAGAGCCGGGCGGGCCGGGCUUGGACGGCCUGGACGGGCCGCCGGGACCGGUGGGGCCGCGUGGCCCGCCUGGCGUCCUCGGAGAGAAGGGAGCGCCAGGCUUCUCCGGACGACCCGGCCGCCGGGGGGCGCGAGGGCCGCCGGGUGACUCCAUCCCCGGCCGGCCCGGUCUGCCAGGCUUCACGGGCCAGCGGGGUCUGCCCGGCCUCUUCGGCUUCCCCGGCCUGAAGGGCGCGGACGGCCUGCCCGGCGGAGUGGGCCUGCCCGGCCUGCCCGGCGAGGACGGCCUGCCCGGCCUGCGCGGUCUCGACGGAGACCCGGGACGGUUCGGACUGCCCGGCCGGCAGGGCGGGCCCGGCCGGCCCGGCCAGGAGGGGCCCAAGGGGGACAGAGGCGACGACAUUCUGCAGCCAGGCCCGGCCGGCCCGAAGGGCUUCUCGGGCCGCCCCGGCUUCCCGGGACCUCCGGGUGACCAGGGCGACGAGGGCCUGCAGGGUGCGCCUGGCCUAGACGGCCUGCCGGGCGAGCCAGGCCGCGACGGCGACCUCGGCCCGACCGGGCUGCGCGGCCCGCCGGGCGACGACUCGCCGCGCGGCGCUCCCGGCGACGCGGGCGCGCCGGGCUUGGACGGCCUGCCCGGCCGGCCGGGCUUCACCGGGCCCGUCGGUGACCCGGGCCCGAAGGGCGCGCGCGGGGACGGCGUCGAGGGCCAGCCGGGCCUGCCUGGCCAGAGGGGAGAACCUGGCAGGCCGGGCACCUUCGGGCAGACCGGGUUCAAGGGUGCGGCGGGCGACAACGGCCUGCCAGGGCCGAGGGGCGACCAGGGCGACGACGGGUUCGCCGGGCAGCCCGGCCGCCAGGGCCAGCCGGGCCUGCCCGGAGUGCGCGGCGAGCCGGGAGACGCCGGCCCGCCUGGACCGGAAGCGCCCGCCGGCCCGCCGGGCAUGAGCGGCGACCCGGGACGCAUGGGUGCCAUGGGCAUGCCUGGUAACAUCGGACCGGCUGGCGCGACAGGCCUUCCCGGCGCGCGGGGCCGGCCGGGCCCCAGCGGCGACGAGGGGCCCGCGGGCUUCCCCGGCGCCCCCGGCGAGAUCGGCGACGAGGGGCCGCAGGGCCGCACCGGCGCCAGCGGCCGCGCCGGCGGCCCGGGCUUCGCAGGGCCGAAGGGCUCGCGAGGCCCGAUCGGCGCACCGGGAGAGGCGGGCGCCGAGGGCGGCGCCGGACGCCCCGGCGGGCCCGGCGCCGCCGGAGACCCGGGCCCGGCCGGCCGGCGCGGCGCCAUCGUGCCCGGGGCGCGCGGCGAGCAGGGCCGGCCCGGCCGCGACGGUCUGCCCGGCUUGCUCGGCUUCGAGGGCCAGAAGGGUGCCCCCGGCGAUUACGGCGAGCAGGGCCCAGCCGGCCCGCAGGGCGAGCGCGGCGGCACGGUCGGCGGCGGCAAGGGCGAGCGCGGCAGCGACGGCCUGCCCGGCGCCAGGGGCCGGCCCGGCCUAGACGGCCUGCCCGGUGAUCAGGGCCCGGCCGGAACUCCCGGACAACCAGGCGAGGCCGGCGAUGACGGCUUCUCGGGCUUCCCAGGACUAGCGGGUGAGCGGGGCGACAGCGGCGGACCGGGCUUGCCCGGCCUGCCCGGUCGGCCUGGCCUCAAGGGCGAGAGCGGCGUGCCGGGCCUGCCGGGCUUCGACGGUCGGCCGGGCUCGCGCGGCCUGGACGGCCUGCCCGGCCCAGCGGGCCAGGCCGGCUUCCCCGGCUUGCCCGGCCUCAAGGGAUUCCCCGGAGACCUAGCCGCAUUCGGUCUGAAGGGCGGCCGCGGCGAUCCAGGCCCGGACGGCCCGCCGGGUCGGCCGGGCGCGCGCGGUCGCAUGGGCAAGCCGGGCCCCGACGGCCUGCCGGGCCUGCAGGGCGACGAGGGCCGCAGCGGCAGGGCCGGCCGGCCCGGCGCCGCCGGCUUCAAGGGCAUGGUGGGCGUGCCGGGCCGCGACGGCAACCCGGGCGUGUCGGGCCCAGUCGGCCGGGUCGGCGCCCCCGGCGAGCCGGCAUCGGCGGGCCCGCCGCCGCGGCCGCGUGGCUUCCACUUCACCCGCCACAGCCAGACGGCGUCGCUGCCGCAGUGUCCGCCCGGCUCGGUACGCCUCUGGGACGGCUUCUCGCUGCUGCACGUCACCGGCAACUCCAAGGCCCACGGCGCCGACCUCGGCACCCCAGGGUCCUGCAUGCGCAAAUUCUCCACCAUGCCGUACCUGUUCUGCAACAUCAACAACCAGUGCGAGUACGCUCAGCGCAACGACUACAGCUACUGGCUGAGCACGCCGGAGCCGAUGCCCAUGAUGAUGACACCGAUCCGGGGGAACGAAAUCCAGCCGUACAUCUCGAGGUGUUCGGUGUGCGAGUCAGACACCCUGGUGAUAGCCAUCCACAGCCAGAGCAUGGACGUGCCGGAGUGUCCGCGGAACUGGGAGAGCAUAUGGAUCGGCUACUCCUUCCUCAUGCACACGGAUGCGGGCGCCGAAGGCGGUGGCCAGUCGCUCGUCUCUCCCGGCUCCUGCCUGGAGGACUUCCGACCCACGCCCUUCAUCGAAUGCCACGGCCACGGUCGCUGCAACUACUUCACCACCGCCUUCUCCUACUGGCUGGCCACCAUCGAGGAGCCAAUGCAGUUCCGGAAGCCCGAGCAGCAGACGCUGAAGGCGGGCAGCCUGCGCACGCGCGUCUCGCGCUGCGCCGUCUGCCGCCGGCGGAAGGACAGCGCUCGGCGGCCAUCGUUCGAGAGGGCGCCCUUCGAGAGGCCGUCGCUCGAGAGGGCGCCGUUCCAGAGGGCGCCGUUCGAGAGGCCGCCGUUCGAGCGGCCCGAGGCGCAGUAGCGGCGCCGACCGGGCCGCGGCGCCAACGCUCUGCCCGCCGCGCCCACCGCUUUGUGUGGCUUCAGCUUCUUGUGAUAUAUUCCGAGUGCGGAGUGCGACGCGCCGGCCGGCGGCGAGCAGUCUCCCGUGGAGCGCGCUGGGUGGACGCGGCGUGGAAGAGCGCGUGGAAGAGCGCGUGGGCGUAACCAUCAUUCGGAUCCGUGGGGUCCCGCCCUUACAACCUGGGCAGAUCUUCAUGACAUGCUGCGUCUCGCUCGUACAAAAUAGCCUCAAAGCAGUUCGAACUCCACUCAAAUCGGCGUCGCACCCCAGGGGGCCGAAUAUGUGGUUACGCCCCAUGCGUGCGAUCGGCGCACGUGCGUCCGCGUGCGUGUCUGCCCGGUACUGGCCGGUAGUGAGAGAGUGACGUCACAGGUGCCACGCCACCGCCCGCUAGCUGCGGGGGUGUUCAGACAGGUGGCCGACCUGCGCAGAGGCCUCGCCUCUCCGCACGUGCACCGCCGCCGAAUUAGCUAUCACUGCCAUGUGUCCCACACCGGUCACUGCCACCAAGCACGGCGUGUUGGAUGGCAUAUCACAGGGUGAAUAGGAAACCGUGUGACCUGCGUUAGACAAAGUGUUGUCUCUGGCUUCGUUGAAUCCCGACUGAUGGUGCUUUGUCGAGUCUUCGUAAGAGUUGUAGCCCCUCGUAAGACAGGCAUUGAACAUAUGCGGAACCUGAAGCACUUAGAGCCGUCGACCUCAGUUGUAUCGUUGGAUGGCGCAUCAUGCUUCCUUAUCUUCUGUCAGAUAAUUCAAUACAAUGAAAAUCUUCA